AUGAAUUUCUCUGCAGAACAUACUUCUGUAAAGAAAGAAGAAGCAACUAGUACUAUUCCUUUCCCACCAAGUGGUUUUGCUCCACAACAAGUCGUAAAUGACGCUGCUCCAGAACACCACGAAACAAACCCAUUUUCCAAUGCUACUGAAAAUGAUGAAACUGAAGUCGGCGAUGUUGCCAUUCCCGUUCCUGCCACUGUGAAGAGAGAGGAUAGUGAAAAGAAAUUACCUCAAGAAUCGGAUCAAUCGAGCACACAAAAGGAACAACAAACUAACGAUUUAGCUAGCAAUCUGGAUAAUCUUUCUAUUCAACAGGGUCAACUGUUACCUGAACAACCAAAUGUUAAAGUUAUUACGCGUCAAAUCUCAAGUCACGUUGGUUUCGCAAAUUUACCAAAACAAUGGCACAGAAAAUCAAUUCGUAGAGGUUUCACUUUUAACCUUUUAUGCGUAGGCAAAUCAGGUCUAGGUAAGACUACUUUGAUAAAUUCCCUAUUCAAUGAAGAUUUUUCUUCAAUUGAUGCAAAUAAUGUGGUAAAUAACAGUAAUCAAGAAACUGAUAUUACUAAUACAAAUAAUAACCAAGAUGAUGAAGGUGUCCAGCCAAACGUAAAGAUCGAAGUUAAAUCUAAAACGUUAAUUGAAAAUGGCGUUAAAUUAAAAUUGACAGUUAUCGAUGCUCCUGGUUUUGGUGAUUCUAUCGAUAGUACAAAUGCUUGGGAUCCAAUUAUCGAUGAAAUCAAUUCAAGAUUUGAUCAAUAUUUAGAUUCAGAAAAUAGAGUAAAUAGAUCAGCCACUGAAGAUAACAGAAUCCAUGCAUGUUUGUACUUCGUUGAACCAACAGGCCAUUUCUUAACUCCAUUGGAUUUGGAAUUUUGUUCCAAGAUUCAUGAAAAAUGUAAUUUGAUUCCAGUAAUUGCAAAAUCUGAUAUUCUUACAGAUGAAGAAAUAGAAACUUUUAAAUCAAGAAUUAAGAAACAAUUAGAUGAACGUAACAUUCAAUUAUUUGAACCACCAAUUUACAAAUUAGACGAUGGAGAAACGAUAAAUGUUUCCAAAAAAUUAUAUGAAAUGAUGCCAUACGCAAUUGUCGGAUCAAAUGACUUCAUCAAAGAUCCAAAUGAUUCAAAUAAAUUAAUCAGAGCUCGUGAAUAUCCGUGGGGUGUUAUCGAAGUUGAAAAUUCAAAUCAUUCUGAUUUUACCUUAUUACGUGAUUUAUUGAUCAAACAAUACUUGGAGGAACUACGUGAAAGAACUGCAAAUGUACUUUAUGAAAAUUACAGAUCUGAAAAAUUAAUUAAAUUGGGAAUUAAACAAGAUAAUUCAGUGUUCAAAGAAUUUGAUCCAAAUAUGAGACAAGAGGAAGAAAGAAAAUUACAUGAAGCUAAAUUAACGAAACUUGAGGCAGAAAUGAAGAAUGUCUUUCAACAAAAAGUUUCUGAAAAGGAGAAAAAAUUACAGAAAUCAGAAACUGAAUUAUUUGCAAGACAUAAAGAAAUGAAAGAAAAAUUGACAAAACAAUUAAAAGCUUUGGAAGAGAAAAAACAUCAGCUUGAAGUAUCAUUAGCGAACCACAACACUGUAGCCUCACCUGUCCAACAAAAAAAGAAGGGUUUCCUCAGGUAA
This is a messenger RNA of Kazachstania africana CBS 2517, 1626 nucleotides long. RefSeq names its product septin CDC3 (gene CDC3). The transcript has a single exon. The coding region runs from base 1 to 1626 and encodes 541 amino acids. Gene Ontology annotation, biological process: cytoskeleton-dependent cytokinesis. Gene Ontology annotation, cellular component: cell division site; cytosol; septin complex. NCBI's taxonomy places the organism in Eukaryota, Fungi, Ascomycota, Saccharomycetes, Saccharomycetales, Saccharomycetaceae. The record is from RefSeq and is a predicted model, not a curated record. Gene Ontology annotation, molecular function: GTP binding; GTPase activity; molecular adaptor activity.